This is a messenger RNA of Thunnus maccoyii (southern bluefin tuna), 1931 nucleotides long. It is a transcript of the gene cfap299, whose product is annotated as cilia and flagella associated protein 299. Bases 102 to 809 code for a protein of 235 amino acids. The transcript has 6 exons. Lineage: Eukaryota; Metazoa; Chordata; Actinopteri; Scombriformes; Scombridae. The record is from RefSeq and is a predicted model, not a curated record.
GAUUUGAAUGUGUUCUGCAAAAGUUCAUGUUUGCUUGUUUGCUCGGUAUACAGGUAAGGCGGUUGCCGUAGCAACCGUUUAACAACACAGACAGCGGGAAGAUGGAUUACAACACAGCCGGUCGUUUCUUCGAUUCUGCAAUGAAGUUUAAGGUCUACGAGGAUUAUCUCGACUCCAAAGUCACACCAAUGGAUUUAUUUUACUUAGAGAGCAGGGAGUUGGCCCGCAAGCUGGUGGAGCACGGCCACAAGGGCACGGUCCUGAGCAGGGAGGAAUUUGAAGAGAGGAAAGCAGCUGCUCAGGCUGCAGAGGCUGUGAAGACCAACGCUUCCUAUAACAGGAGUCGGCCAAUGACACUGGCAAGUGCAGGAAAAGAACUCAAAGAUAACUUCCUGAAAGCCCUGGCAGAGCGAGAGGAGGCCAACCGCAGUGGGAAAAUGACUUCGGUCAUUUUCAUAAGGGAUCAUAAUACUCUUGGACAGGAAGUAUCUGGCUAUAUAGACUACGCCCACAGACUCAAGACCCAAGAUUUUGAACCAUAUUUCAGCGGAAAGAAGAGGCUCAUGCCAGGACGCUCAGAUUUAUGUUACUACAACUGGAAGACACAGGUGUCCACGUCCAACCCGAGCCUUAACUUCGAGGUGAUUUAUGACGACCCUAACGGCCUUCUCUUUAAGAACAAGCGGGACAAAAAGAUCCUGAAUGUGGACCCCUUGUCCGGUCCUGGUGAGGACUCCAAAAGGACGUUCCUACAGUCGGACCUCUACAUCCAUGUCGUCUUCUACGACCACAACAUCAGGACAGUCUAAGCGUCAGAGGCUGCAGCUGACACGUUCAUACAUAUGGCACGUAUUGGGAGAGCACUGGAAGCCUCUAAUUUGACUGGAGAAAAAAAAAAAAAAAAAAGAGUUGCUGUAGAGGCACCAAUCAUUUACAAACUGUUCCCCUCAUAUCAUGCAUGCCAUCUGGGUGGAGGGUGCUGCAUAAAAUGGCUUUUAAACUGAAGAUUCCCAGAGGAAGAAGUGGACGGACCAGUGAGCCAACUCGGAGGCGUUUCCUUGCAAAUAACCUGAGAUUUCAAAUGUCAGUUCAGAUUUUAUUACAUAAUCCUUCAGUGAACUGACCAAAAAAUAUUAUUUUAGUUAUUCAAUUCUUUUUAUUACAUUUAUUUGAAAACCAAGGCCCAGAUCGGCUCAGUUUUUUUCGGUCAGCAGUCUCAGUAAAGGGACAGAAACCUGCUCGGAGACCCCGGGCUCAUCUCAUCGUUUGGCCUGGCAUGUUUUGGGCUGUUUGUCUAAACAAAUUAAAGGCGUAAGAGCUUUGAAAGAUGAUGGGGGUUGCUUUUAUGUCCUCCCCCAGGCUGCGGUAGCUCCAAUUGGACUGGAAGAAUGGGUAAUGGGCUUAAAGCAUUCCGCAUGUUCCCAGAUGCAAGGCACACUUUACAGGACAUCAAAGUGCUCUAUCAUUUACAUAUUAGUCAUCCACCGUGACAUUUUUAAUGCAAGAUAACUCGACAAACGACCUGCUUUAGAAAUUAUUGUGGAAGUACAGAAGAUAUUUUGCAACCGGCUCCCUUCUAAUUUGUUGAUUUCAAAUUUUUGGGUUUUGUUAUUGAAACACAUGGUAAGAAUUAGUCCCACCACAAGUAACGUUAUCUAGGUCUAUAAGCUAACAAAUUACAAGGCCUGUGUUAUUUGUUCAUGAAUUUGUUUUCUGUAGACACAUAGUUUGGGGCACUUUUUCCAUUUAGUCACAAACAACCAUCCUGCACAGGAAACAGGUCUGUGGAGGCCUUUUUGUACACUUCUAACCAAGAAGCACAGCAUUCACUUUUAAAUAGAUGUUCAUCAUCUACAGGCUGAUAACUUUUUCUCCCCAUAAAAUGUAGGUUAUCAACAUAGUCCUGCAUUCAAAUAAAGUUAUAAAAAUCA